This is a messenger RNA of Papilio xuthus (Asian swallowtail), 6808 nucleotides long. It is a transcript of the gene Nipped-B, whose product is annotated as Nipped-B cohesin loading factor. Gene Ontology annotation, biological process: chromatin looping; establishment of protein localization to chromatin; replication-born double-strand break repair via sister chromatid exchange. The transcript is spliced from 27 exons. Gene Ontology annotation, cellular component: Scc2-Scc4 cohesin loading complex. Bases 133 to 6075 code for a protein of 1980 amino acids. The record is from RefSeq and is a predicted model, not a curated record. NCBI's taxonomy places the organism in Eukaryota, Metazoa, Arthropoda, Insecta, Lepidoptera, Papilionidae. Gene Ontology annotation, molecular function: chromatin binding; cohesin loader activity.
AACACUGAGUCACAAUUCCUUGAUUAUCUAAAUGUUAGGAUUAUGUUUGAUUUGUCCUGGAUAUAAAUAGUUAACAUAAUGUUUCUGAUAUCACUAGUAGUGUUGGAAAAAUAAAUCAAAAUUCCGAUCAAAAUGAAUGAGAGGGAUAUUCCAAGUGUCCCUAUUACAACAUUAGCAGGUGUAGCCAGUUUGACAGAUUUGUUACCAGUGCUACCUCUACCUACACCUUUACCGUCAACAUUAAACAAUAAGUCUCAGUUAUUUCACCCCAGAGUUGCUGAAGAAGCGGCAAUUCUACUUGCAACUAGAGAUGACAACUUAGUGUCAUUAUUAUUGCAAUCCCUCAUGCAAACUUCUGUACAACACAUUGAUUUAAAAGAUGAAAGCAUUCCAAAUGCGGUUAGUCCUUCUCCACAACAGGAUACACCGGAAUUACUAAAAGCAAUCCUUAAUGUCAAUCCAAAUAUAUUUGAUCAGAGGAACGAACAAAGAAAUCACUGGAGCAAUCAUUUACAUUCAUCCAAGUUCAAUGGGAUGUCACCAUCAUCAACAUUUAACUAUUCAUCUCACAGUGCAGCACACUCCAGCCCAUCCUCCCAUGGAACUGCAGUACACUCGGGUCCAAUCCCAAAUCAACAAUUGCUAGCAACACCCUGUCAGUCAUCACCGCAUGUCCACAUGGGUUCCCCACCCUCUCAAGCACGGCCGGGUCAACAAGUCAAUAUUACAGCUCAAAAUAAUAUCUCCCCCUCAUGGACCAGUACAAAUCAAUCCAACAUCUAUACAAGCCCCAUAUCAAACACACCCUGUACUAAUCCUCAAAAUGGCGGAUUUUAUAACAGUCUAGUACAAGACAAUAGAUUUGGUACCAAUUUGAAUGAAGACAAAGAUCCUCUUUCCAUGUCACCAGGAAAUCUACAAGAUCAACAAAGAGUAAUGUUACAAACUCAAGAAAAGCCAUUCGAACAGGAUGGUAAUGUAAUGACGGGUCAGUCACCAGCACAGGCCAGUGUAGCACCUUCACCUCUGCGCCACGAGCCGCAAGCACCUCAGCCAUCAAUGGGCGCGCCGUACGCCCCGCAGCAAUCCACCACACAAGAUAAACUGGAAUUGUCCACUAAAACACCUAACAUCAUGAAUAAUAAAUAUCCGGUUGUCAAAAUUGGCCGCCUUUCUGAGGGAAUUUUAAAAAAGCAUGAUUUUGCAAAUGAUGGACGAUCGAGAAAAAGUAGUGCAAUAGAGUCUGACUCGGAUGACAAUCUGCCUUUGAAGGCAAAAUCAACUGUCUCUAAUCCCACUGUAGAUAAAGAAAGAGAGGCAAUUGAUUUAGCUCGGGAGAGGAAUUGGGAAGCUGUGAAGAGAAAACAUGAAGAAGCCAGUAAAAAGGAGGAAGCUGAGGCUGCUAUUGUUCGACCAAAACUGCGUAAAGUAGAGAAGAGGCUUGUGCCUGUACUUGAAAUGCUGUCAGUGGAUGAACUAAUGGAAACCAAUACUUAUCAGAGAUUUAGCAAAUUGAUUGAUGCUGUAUUUGAAACUAUUGAUGAUGAUGUUAUUAUAACAGAUGAAAUGGAGGGACCCGAAAUUCCUGAAGAAUUAUUAUUACCCCGCUAUCAACUGCAAGAGUUGUGCUCAGAAGCGGCGAAAUUAAAAAAUCUUGGUGCUAUGGAAGCCAUUCCGAGUGAUAGAUUAGUUCGAUUGUUAAGCAUAUUGGAAAAAAAUAUUAGAGCUGCUGAGAAAAUGUCUUUAUUAGGUGAUCCUGAAGACAGUGAAGAAAUGCGACAAAUUUGGAUAGAAUCAGCGCUAGAGAGAGUGAUGUGUGCGUCUGACGCCUGCCUCACGGCUUUGUACAUAAUGACGUCACCGAGUAUGCCCAAGAGGAUAUUCCUAGAAGAUGUUAUAGAUAGAAUUAUAUUAUUUAUAAAGUUUCAACUUAACAACACAAUAUAUUGUGUCUACGAUCCUGUAUAUAGUAUUCAAUCAACAUACAAAAAGAAAGUGGACGGUCGCAAGCGUCGCGGGGGUGGGGCGGGUAACGCGACGCGGCGCAGCGGGGGCGGGUCGGGGUCGAACCGAGCCGUACGCGAGCUGUACUCGCACGCGCACGAGUGCGUCACACUGCUCGCCGAGCUGUUCGCCGCACACCACCUCACCGACACCACGGUGUUGCACGCCUCCACUGUCGGAGUGUCCCCUUUCUUUGUUGAAAAUAUUAGUGAAUUACAACUGUCAGCAUUGAAGCUUGUAACCACGAUAUUCUCAAAAUACGAACAACAUAGACGACUCUUACUAGAAGAUAUAUUGGCGUCGAUAGCUCGAAUACCGAGCUCGAAACACAACUUGCGCUCGUUCCAACUGAGCUCGGACCAGCACAUACAGAUGCUGACGGCGCUGGUUCUGCAGCUGGUGCAGUGUGUCGUCACAUUGCCGGAGACCAUGUGCAAAACACAAGACAAGGAUAAGGAGAAAGACAAGGAACACAGCGAAGCUGACAACAAAAAACAAGUAGAUAAAGAUCUUAUAAUUAUAUCUAAGUACGAAGCGGCAAUUAGCGUAGGUGGUACAUUUCUCACGUCAUUCCUCAACAAGUGCAGAAGUCGAUCAGAGGAGGUAGAUUUUAGACCUCUAUUUGAGAACUUUGUGCAUGACCUACUUACCACUGUUAACAAGCCCGAGUGGCCAGCCACUGAACUACUUCUCAGUCUGCUCGGAACUAUGCUGGUGAAGUACAUGUCAGACAAGUCAAUGGAGAUGUCGGUGCGCGUAGCGUCGCUGGAGUACCUGGGGCUGGUGGCAGCGCGGCUGCGGCGUGACAGCGUACACUCGCGCGCCAAGCUCAGCACCAUGGAUGCUGUCGUCAGGGACAUACGCGCUGAGGAGGAGAAGGACGCCGGCCACACCCAGACCACUACAUCUGGACUGGACGAAGAUGAAGAGAGGACUGAAUUCUUACAGAGAGUCUUAUUAGAUUAUUUAGCGAUUAACGGACAAAAGGACCAAGCUUGGAACUGCGCAAGACAUUUCUAUAUCACGCAGUGGUACAGAGACAUGGUCAUCCAGCCAAAAGCAUCGCCGACGAAAAGGCCGAAAAAUAAAUCGAAGAAGCGAUACAAGGACGAGACCAGCGACGAAGAAUCCGAGCCGGACGACGACAGCGACAGCGGAUUAAAGGAAUCGAAGGUCGAUAAGAGACAUUCCUCGAGCGCCGUCAUGUCCGCGGAGAAGUUCAAGACGAUAGAGCGGCGGAAACAUUUCUUUCUCGAGAAGAUCCGACCCUUCAGGUACCAGGGCGGGACUCAGGUGCAGGUGAUGCAGUCCUACAUCGACUAUAGCGGGGCCGAACUGAUAUCACAAUAUCUCGCCUCUAAGCGAUCAUUCUCGCAAAGUUUCGACAGAUAUCUCCGAAAGAUAUUGGUGAUACUUUGCGAGAACACGAUAGCCAUUCGAACGAAGGCGAUGAAGUGCCUGACUAUGAUUGUGGAGGCGGACCCCUCGGUGCUGGCGCGGCCCGACAUGCAGAUCGGCGUGAACAGGUCCUUCCUCGACCAGUCCACCGCGGUGCGGGAGGCGGCCGUCGACCUCGUCGGCAAGUUCGUGCUCAGCAGGCCUGACCUUAUAGACAAGUACUAUGGCAUGCUCUCCAAUCGAAUAUUGGACACCGGAGUCUCAGUAAGAAAGAGAGUGAUAAAAAUACUGAAGGACAUUUGCAUCGAAUGUCCGGAAUUUCCGAAGAUUCCGGAGAUAUGCGUGAAGAUGAUCAGGCGGGUGAACGACGAGGAGGGCAUCAGGAAGCUGGUGAUGGAGGUGUUCCAGAACAUGUGGUUCAGCCCGUGCCCCAACACAUCGCGGCCGGGCGCGCUGGACACCACGGCCGCUGCCGCAGACCCCCUCACGCGGAAGGUGCUCAACAUCACCGACGUGGUGAUAUCCUCGAGGGACAUGGGCCUCGAGUGGUUUCAGCAGCUACUCACUAGUUUAUUCAAACCCAAGGAGGAUAAAGAAGAUUCAACUAAAAUCAUUUAUCAGCCGCCGAAAUCACUGCUAGUCGCUUGUCAACAAAUUGUCGACUGCCUUAUUGAGAACUUGCUUCAGUUAGAAGAAACCGAUGGUACUGGAUCUUCGCAACGUAUAUUGGCGUGUCUUUCCACGUUGCAUUUGUUUGCAAAAAUCCGGCCACAACUUCUUGUUAACCACGCGUUAACUUUACAACCGUAUCUCAGCUUAAAAUGUCAGAAUCAAUACGAGCAGCAGAUAAUGUCGACGGUUGCCUCAACACUGGAGCUGGUGGUGCCACUGAUGGAGCACCCGAGCGAGGUGUUCCUGGCGCAGCUGGAGGAGGACGCGGUGAAGCUGAUCCUGCAGCGCGGCCAGCUCGUUAUCGCCGCUUGCAUCGCCUGCCUCGCCGCCAUCGUCAACAAUCUAACGCACAAUUAUAAACUCAUCAGAGACGUCUUUAAUAAAUACCAUGGUGUGCUGCUCCAGUGGAAGAGCAGUUGGCAGCGCAAUCCGGAGCUGACGCGGUCGUUGCCCUCGCGGCCAUACUUUCGCCGUGCUCUAUUCAUCGUCGGCCUGCUCCUACGAUACUUUGAUUUCACUGACAACAGAGUUAUUGAAGGAUUGUCGAGUGACAUAAAGGAGCAAGUUUUUGGCACACUAAUGUUCUUCGUGGCCCUGGACGACGAGGACUUUGUCUCGCACACUUUGAAGGCACUGGGGUCUGUGUGCGUUCGUCACUACGAGCUGAUGUUGCGCGCUGACCUCAAGGAGUUCUACCACCAACUCCUCACCUCGGACCUCGCGCCCAUCGAGAUGAAGGCAGACGUACUAAAGAAUAUAGAGAUGUAUCUACAGGAAGAAGAACAGAGGAUGAUCAGACAGGACAAAGAAUGGUCAAAACGUUCGAAGCACGAGAACCUGAAGGAGAUGGGCGACGUGUCAUCGGGCAUGGCGUCGACAGUAAUCCAGCUGUACCUGAAGGAAAUCCUUGGCUCGUUCCUGCAUCCCAGCACUGUGGUGCGCUCCAGCGCCAUGAAGGUCGUACAGCUCGUGCUCGCUCAGGGUCUCGUGCACCCUGUACAGAUCGUACCAUAUUUAAUAUGCAUGAGUACGGACGUUGAGGUGACGGUGUCUCACACGGCGGACAAGAACCUGCAGGACAUCGACAAAAAGUACCCCGGCUUUAUACACAUGAAGGCACAGCUCGGCAUCAAGCUCUCCUACCAGCUGCAGAAGAUCUUACAGAAUAAAACUGAUAAAGGAAUUAUAAGAGGAUUUAGGAAGAAAGAUCAAGAUGAUCUCCCUACAUCGUUGAACGGUUUUUUAUACUCUUUGUUACGUAACACGAGGCCGCAGCGGCGGGCGUUGGUACUGUCGCUGUUGAAACAGUUCGACGACGUCUCUACGGCACCAUUAGAUCAAAUGUUGUACCUGGCAGAUAAUCUUAGUUACUUUCCAUAUCAAGUUCAAGACGAACCACUUUUUAUCAUACAUCAUAUAGAUAUAAUUAUAUCCACAUCAGGGUCUAAUUUACUACAACUUUUUCGAGAGGGUCUAAUAAAGCCGAAUGCUGAGCAAGAGAAGGAGUCUCUAGAUGAAGAGGAGGACGAGGAAGAGGCGGAGGCGCUGUUGUUGCGGCUGCCGCACAACACGCGGCCCCUGCGCGACGCCAUGCGACAGGCUCGCGGCUGCGUGCUGCUCCUAGUGCUGAAGCAGCAUCUCAAGCAGCAAUACGGCUUCACCGAUGCAAAAAUUAACCAGUAUUCGCCAUCGGAGAGCGUGAAAAUGUACGAGAAGGCGGUAUCGCGGCGGCACGCGCCGCUGUUCGAGCCCAAGGUGACGAUCGCGCACCUCCGCGCCGCCGCGCGCGAACACGUCGAGGAUGAGCUUGACGAGGACGGCCGUCGCCGCCUCGUCGACGACUACCUCGAGUUCAAGCAAUUGAUGCUGAAGUUCGACCCCGAGGAGGAAGAGGAAGAGGAGGCGGGUAGCGGGGCUACGCCACAGGGUGCGGCAGGGGGCGCGGGUGAGGCGGGGGCGAGGCCGGCGCCUGCCGCGCCCCCUCCCCCGCCCGCCACCUAGCCGCCGCCGCGAGCCCCCCGCGCCCCCGCGCACGCCGCUAGUGCGUUCGGCGGACGAUGACGUCACGCGGCCCGCCACACCUGUGCUGCGUCAGACGCUCUCCCGGCGCCGGCGCAGCUGACACCGAGCGAUGACGUCGCACCUCCUGCCCCUGCCGACGCCGCCGGCGUGCGGUAGUCUCGUCGAUCGAGACCACGCGACGCCGCGAGUGUCGAUUAUAGAUUAUGACGUUUAUAGAACAAAUAUAUAUUCAUCACAAACUGGUGGACUUAUUCGUGAGGACUUACAAUGGAUCGGAUCGCAAGCUCCUUGCGGUAGGAACGCUCCGAAGCAGCGGCAACGUGGCCGAUGUCGGCCGCGGGCUAGUGCGCGUGUGCGUGUGUCUGUGUUAUGUCGUGAAUUGUUCGCCGUCGGAUGAUGGACGAUUACCAAACAAAAAUUAGAAACGUUUGAGCUCGUCGCCCGGCCUUCGUUUUAUUUUAUUUUCGAAAUUGAUUUAUUUAUUGAAGGGUGAUGUGAGGCAUCGCGGAGAGAGGGUGCGGGGGGGAGGCCGAGGUGGAGCUGCGGACCGCGUCCCCCGCGCCGCCUCCCCGCGGCCGCCAUCGGUCUCGUGACAACGGCAAUCUUAAGUUUUCUUUAAGUUAUAUUUGAGAAAUAUGUUUUUGUUUUAUAUUAAAAGUCUCGUGUGUAGAUAAUUUUUAUGAAGAAUAUAAAGUAUAUGUAACAACUUGGA